GCGAUACGCACUGCCCGGAGGAGGGCGCGCGCAUGCGCGGCGCGGCUGGGGACGGUGGCGACAGCUGCUGCGGGAUUUGGGGCUGCCGGCUGUCGGGCGCCAUGUCGGGUCGGUCGGUGCGGGCCGAGACCCGCAGCCGCGCCAAGGAUGACAUAAAAAAAGUGAUGGCGGCCAUUGAACGCGUUCGCAAAUGGGAGAAGAAGUGGGUGACGGUGGGAGACACGUCCCUGCGGAUAUUCAAGUGGGUGCCCGUGGCUGACAGCAAAGAAAAAGAGAAAUCCAAGCCCAGCAGCCCUGCUGUCCGGGAGCCCAACGGAUUUCCAGCCCAAGCUGCGGCCAACUCUUCCCUCCUCCUGGAGUUCCAGGACGAGAACAGCAACCAGAGCUCCCUCUCGGACACUUACCAGCUGAAGGCGGACAGCAGCCCCACCUCCAGCCCCAGCCCCCAGCAGAGCGAGUCCAUGAGCCCCACCCACACCUCCGACUUUCGCGCCGAUGACUCGCAGCCCCCCAUGCUGGGACAGGAAGCCUUGGAAGAGCCUGCCCUGCCUCCCUCCGAAGUAGCUGAUGAGCCUCCGACCCUGACGAAGGAGGAACCCGUUCCUCUAGAAGCUGAGGCCCCCAGCGGGGAGGAGGACUCGGGCGCUCCUCCGCUCAAGAGAUUUUGCCUGGAGCAGAGCGCGGCCUGCAAGGCGGCCUCCACGAGCUAGCUAGGCUGCUCCCUUCCCAUGCCUUUUGCUGUCAUGGCCCCCCCAGAUACCGUGGGGGUCUUCUCCUCCCCUCUCCCUGCCCUGUGUACUGCCCCUCUGAGAGCCGACCCACCCUGCCAUCUGCAGAAUCCUCCCUUCAACCGCCUCAGGAGCCGGCUUGCCUCCCCUCCUGACCCUCCCACUCUGGCCGAGGCCGCUGGCUUUCUUUCUUUCUUUUCAUUGGCUCUCCUCUUCAUGGGCUCCCUUUGGGGCGGAGAAGACUGGGGCCUCGUGGCCCGCCCCUCCUGCUGCAGGGAGCGGAGGAGGAGGGGACGGGCCAGCAGGGAGCCAAACUGGGAUGCUGUGCAAUAGUUGCUGAGUGAAGCCAUCCGCACUGGAGGAGGGCACCAAGAGUUCUGCCCCCCUCCCCGGGGCUGGGGAGGGCAUUCUCUGAAGGGAAGCCCUCCGUGUGGGGAAAGGGCCUUCUCGGGUGGGGCUCGACAGGCCUUGCGGAAGGGGUCCCGCCCGGAGCAGCCCAUACCCUCCGGGGGUGGCCAGCUGGCCUUCUCGGGGCCCCCCAGUGCCGCCCCCUUCCCGCCCCUCCAUCACGAGCAGCAUGUGGAAUCAAGUCUGUGAUCAAGGCCCUGCUGCGGCGAGGAGGGCUUGGCUGUGCAGGGAAGCAGAGAGAUAUUUUAGCACUGAAGAGAAUAUUUUUAAAAUUAAACUAUUUGAAAUACA
Messenger RNA from Hemicordylus capensis (graceful crag lizard), 1427 nucleotides. It is a transcript of the gene BCL7B, whose product is annotated as BAF chromatin remodeling complex subunit BCL7B. NCBI's taxonomy places the organism in Eukaryota, Metazoa, Chordata, Lepidosauria, Squamata, Cordylidae. The record is from RefSeq and is a predicted model, not a curated record. The transcript is spliced from 6 exons. The coding region runs from base 33 to 710 and encodes 225 amino acids.